Branchiostoma floridae (Florida lancelet) is the source of this 879-nucleotide messenger RNA. RefSeq lists its product as uncharacterized. Lineage: Eukaryota; Metazoa; Chordata; Leptocardii; Amphioxiformes; Branchiostomatidae. The transcript has 4 exons. Bases 337 to 879 code for a protein of 180 amino acids. The record is from RefSeq and is a predicted model, not a curated record.
CUUCCGCAAGCUGUAUAGAGAAGACAUUUCUUUGAUAUUGUUGCAGUUUAAUCUGAUUACCACUUCGUAUCAUCAUUAUCGCUAGCAUUUCAUUAACAACUGUUUAUCUUUUAUGAAAAAGAACUAUUUUUGUGGCGUAAUGAUCUUGCACUCUGCGAUCCUGUGAGCUGCUAUAUGACGAAGGUGGUUCCCCUGACUGUACACACAUUUUCAGGUGCGCCACGUCCUCUGAACUGGGUGCAGAAAUUUUAAACCCUCAGCUUUGACCUAGUUUCUGUGCAACUUUAGCAAAUCAAUUCGAUCAACGGCACACCAGAGUAUAGUUGAAGAUCUGCCAUGUCGACUCCGGGUUGCCAGGACCGCCUUGUGCCUUCCAUCGAAGCCUGGGCGCUCGUUGAGUAUCCGGACAAGCCACGGAACAUCUACCUUCCCAGGCACAGCUACCAAACCGCGAUAAACCUGCCGGUCAGCCGCCACCCACCGCCCGGACAGCAGCAGCGGUUUUCUGUGCGUGAAGGCGAUGUCUACAUACAUGUGUAUGACCUGUUCGUGCGGGCAAGCGAUGAUCGCGGCCUUCUGUUCAUGCACUUUAGUGAGGACACAAGGUUCAAAAUCAUCGAAACGAUGGUCAAAAUGUUCGUGCCCGACAACUCUCUUCAAGAAGACUCCCUCCCUGAUGACGCGUUGGUGUACAUGCAUCCCUAUAAGGACACCGAAUCCGGAGAGAACGUCACAGUGGUCACGACGCCUUCGUUCAACAGCAUGGACGGGCUACAGAAGGUGUUGGUGGCACCGAUAGACAUGGAUGGAUGGGUGGACAUACCUCGGACCAGGGCGUGCUUUAAGGUACAGAACACAUGCGUCCAUCUCUGGAGAUAG